UCUGCGUGCAAGCGACAACGACCGAGUUCCAUUUAUUGUCCAUCUCUCGUUGCCUCACAAACUGCUUCUAGGUCUUCUACAUUAGCUAUAAUGAACGUACAAAUGUAUUUAUGAUGUAGUUUAGUUGGAAAUUUAGCAAUUCAUAUAGAAAUAUUAGAAACUAAAUUCAUGCUGGAUAUUACCACAAGCAUUGGUGACAUUGAAGUCACAAUUUAGCAAUAGGAAGCGAUUUUGCAAUGCUAUGUUACAAUUCACAUCUAACUUCAAUCUUUGAAAUCUUCACAUAAAUCCCACAGAGCUGUCGAGUUACUUUAAGCCGCUGUUUACCAGCCUCUUUCUCUUCCCCUCCUUCCUUCUCUCGCCACCUUGACCUUGGACUUCAUCUACUUCCGGAAAGAACCCCUUUGUCUGCAUACCAGUGAUGCGAUUAACUUGAGACAGCGGCAUACUUUUAACUCCGAUCCUGCAUUUGCUCGGAGUUCUGAAUAAAAGUAGUUACUCGAAAUAUGACGUUAGCACGAUUUUUUCUCUGUCAUUAAAAGUAGGAGUAGUUCACUUGUUAUUUCUUCUCCUGAGAAUAUCUAGCAUCCGCAUGUUCCUAAACGCGCUGUGCUCAUUCAACUCAUAUAGUUCCCAAACUAAAUUUACCCCGUUUUCCUGAACAUUUAGCUUCCCAAAUUCUAGUCUCCUUACCUAUGCUUUGAUAGAUAGAAAGAUAGGCAUUGGAUUUACUGAUAUGAAAGCUUUUUUCUUCAUGUUAUUAAUUUAAAGGCUGUUGUGACUAUUUCAUUUAAUACAGACCAAGUCAUUUCAAAAUGUAUGGGUUCAUUAAUCUAUCCAUAUUGGGGACGAACGUAGAUAGAAUUCGACGCGUUUCAAUGAAAUAACAGCACAUGUCCCUUUGACGUUAAAAAAAACUAAGAUUGAAAAUGUCUUAUUUUUUAAUAUGACAAUCGUUGGGUUGCUCGUACGCAGAAUGAUGCUUUAUAAUUAUUUAGAGUUUUCAAUUGCUUAGUGUCGAAUAUAUUGUCGUAAGUUUCUCUAAGUGUCAAAUUCGUCAACAACUUUACGUGUACGGGAACUGUAAGUUUGGGCAAGGUAUCUAGUGAAAGAGUAAGAUGGGCCCUCAGUUUUUCAUAAUAUUCCUCUCGGAAAAACAAGUCACAAAAUCUAACCUCUUUUCAUUAUCCAUUUAGUAAAAUAUGGCUGUGGUUGCUGUUAUCACUGAUAACUGUAGCAUCUUAUUCGUGUCUAAAAAUCUUCCCAAAAUGGAAUUAUUUCGUUUUAAUUAAUCGAAAAUUGUUUUGUAAUACCCGUAGCGCAUUAAGGACGAGUCGUUUAUUCUAAGGUAAGAUGUAAAAUAUUGUUUGAUUUGUCUCACAAAUUGUGGUUUUACCAAAUUUGAGAACGCGUGCACGGAAAAUUAAUGUUGAUGGAUGAAGAAAUACUUUUCUACAUAUUAUUAUUAAAGUACACUGGGCUGAUCAAAAUAUGCCCUGCUUCCAACAGUGGAGUUACAUCAGCGAAUAUUUGCUUUUCUCUCAUCAGGCCCUUGGGUGAAUUCAAUCAUGCAUUCGAAUUAUGCUGGAACUUAACCUCAAAGUCUAAAACCUUCAUAUUUUACAUAAUUAAACCAAGGCAUAAAGAAAGGAAAACGGCAUUUCCUUUUUUUUUGUAAAAGGCGAUUCCUUUUCCGAAAUCAUACUUGUUUGACACAUGCAACAGGAGAGUAGCAAUUGAGAAAAAUGUAAAUUGAUUAUAUGCGAAAUGCAAACUAUUCCCAAUAUGUGUUAAUCUUACACUGAAAACGCAAUAUGAUCAUAUACAAUCAGGUUAUUGCAUGGCAAUCAGAAUGAAUAUCAGACAUCUACACUCGCCAUAGUCUGGGAACACAUCAGCAGAAAUUAAGGAAAAUACUGAAUAAAACUGCCUUCAUUUUAACAGUUCGAACGUCUGAGCGAAAAUAAAACAUAGAUCCGAAUUAUUUUCCACCGAAUUUUCGAAAAAUUAGCAAAUAUAAAAUUCAAGGGGAAAUCCAUCUAUGUCUGACUGCUUUAUGAACUGGUGAAACAAGUAGUGAACCUUCCAAUCUAUUUCUUAAUUGGGUACAUAAGAAUGAAAAUAGCGCCGUUUAAGACAUCGAAAGAUUUAUACGUUAUCCCGAACCAUAUGUUGUUGCUAAACAGGUUGAUGCCGAUUUUAUUCAUCACAGUAUCCAAACAUUCAAGAAUUUAUAUCACUGUAUAGUUUCUUUUAGUUCAUUCCACGCACAUUUGAAAUUGUUAUUUUGUAAAAGAUACUCCAGCAUUAUUUGAAAUAGAAAUCAAUAGAAUGGAAAAUCUACUCAAAGAGUGCAAUGUAGGCCGUACGUAUUAUGUAUUUUUGCUACAGACUAUAUUAUGCAAGAUACCAAUAAUACCAAAUACGUGAAAUAAAUCUUAAAGGGUACUGCCGUGGAAAAAGCCAUCGCGUUUUCUAUCUUCAAUGUUCAGCAGCUCCUGCAGUCAAUUAUAAUAAAUGAAUUGAGGAAAAAUUAAACGGUUUGAACAUUGCGAAAGAAGUGUAAUGCCAGGGCUUCAGUCGCUGCGCGUCACGUGACCAAUAUCGACCUAUUAGAUUUCAGUAGCUCAGAGCACACACUAAUCAGUGAAAAUAAGCACCUCUUCUCACUGCCGAGGCUGCUUCUCUAAAGCAGUACUUAGUUUGCAGUGGGUCGUGAUAUGACAGCUUCUUUUCUUUCAGCCCCUUGGAGAACUGAUACAAUCAGGUACCUACACAACAGAAAUAAUACCACUAACUCGGAAAUGGAAGGAUUAGGAGGGAACGUCCCUUCUAGUCAAUGCAGGAAUUUUCUAUCUCCCUCUGCAUUUGGAGCUCAUCAUAACUCGUUAUCUUCGGGUCCCGCUUACUCCGUCGGAGAUCGAACGCAUUCUGUCAUUUCUGAAUCUGCCAAGCAAUGCAGCCCCUGCCCAGCUCCCACAAGCCCUGCCAACCCAGCGAUAAGUUACGGCUAUCAUUUUGGAAGCAGCUACUACAGUUGUCGAAAUGUUGGCAUUCAACAAACUGGACUGAAAUCUGGUGCCCAUGCAUCUCUGGCCGGUUAUCCAGUGGACAAAUAUAUGGAUGUUUCGGGUUUGACUAACACGCCUGUCCCCACUGACGAGGUGUCAUCCAGGGCAAAAGAAUUUGCAUUUUAUCAGAGCUACCCCAAUCCCUACCAGCGGGUCUCUGGUUAUUUGGACGUUCCAGUAGUCCCUACAAUAAGCGGGCACGGAGAACCAAGGCAUGAAGCCUUAAUUUCCAUGGAGGGCUAUCAGCCCUGGACAUUUGCUAAUGGCUGGAAUGGUCAAGUGUAUUGUCCGAAAGAUCAGACACAGACUCCACAUUUCUGGAAAUCUCCUCUUCCAGGAGAUGUGAUGCACAAUCAGACUGACAUAAACAUUUACAGGCGAGGGCGGAAGAAAAGAGUUCCUUAUACGAAAACUCAGCUUAAAGAACUGGAGCGAGAAUACGCCACAAACAAAUUCAUAACUAAAGAUAAAAGACGAAGGAUAUCCACUGCCACCAAUCUUACCGAAAGACAAGUCACCAUCUGGUUUCAGAACAGAAGAGUCAAGGAGAAGAAAGUGGUUUCUAAAGUCAAAGAAAAUAUACCUUGAUCUCGCAGAUAUCAGGAACCUUGCUGGCGCAUUGUGCAUUACAUGUGAUGGUCUUCCUUUUGGAAAAAGAAACGAAAUGAAUGUGGAAGACUUUCGAGACACAGCUACGGAUUUAUAAACAAAUCUUAAAAUGACAAUUUCCGAAAAAAAAUGUUGUGCAAAUUUAGCGAAAAUACUUGAUCUGACUUCACCACUUUCAAAGAAAUAAGACACUGUUCAGUAUGUGAAUAGUUCCACAUUCACACGUUUGUCUUGUGUUACCGUGCUGGAUUAUUUUCACGAGUGGCAUUGCAAAUACUGUCGCAAAUUAAUGCUUAGUUCAGUCUUAAGUCAUCUUUUCGAGGGUUCAGCUAAAUUGCUGGACGUUUGCAACACCCACAUAAAAUGGCGACUACAACUGAUUACACAAUUAAACACAAAAGUUGACAUUAAAUGAAAAGUAUUUAUAACUUUCUUAAUGCAAAGCAUUUUUAUUUAACAUUUAUGUUUUCAGUCAUGCUUUGCAAGAUGGCUGUGUUGCUAGUGGAUUCAAAUGCUAACAAUAUAUAUCAGCAACAAAUCCAUUCUGUUGUGAAUAAUUGAAAAUAUACUGCUAACAUACCAUUUUAAAUCUGUGCCAGGUAGAAAUUGAGAUAGUUACAGAUUAACUGCGGUACAAUCUCAUAAGAUAUUUUAUCAUAUUAAUCGGCAGCGAAUUUACAAUCAUUUUCAUAAUAAAUUAUUUAGCUUAGAAAGGACUUUCCGUUUACUUACUACAGAAAGUUCUAUAGUAACAUGUUGUCCUAAGUAAAUGUAAGUGUUAAUGCCGAAUUCAAAUGGAAUGCUUGUCAAAUUUAUAAUGUCCUAAAAAGUUAUGUUAAAGAAUGAAAAGCUAUGUUUCUGCCUUGAGUCCUUUGUUCAUUUAAAACUGUUAUUUUCAAAAGAAAUGCUAAUAUAUUUGGAAGCCCCAUGGUAGUUUUGAAUGCGGUGCCUUUAAUUGGAACUUUUUACAGCUGUUACCUAAUUACUAACUUGUUGCGCUGUAUACUUAAAUUGUAAUAAUGAUAACUAUAGGAGUAACAUAGUGGUGAAGUUUGGCAUUAUUUCUAUGUUUUAUGUAUACUUUUAACGCAAGUAUCUGUUCAUUUUGUCCAUCAUUUUCUUUAUACAGACGAGUUAAAUACGAACUCGAGAGGUUUUCUUAACGUUGAUUUAUGCCGUGUAAAAUAUUAAAACAAAUUA
This is a messenger RNA of Stegostoma tigrinum, 4880 nucleotides long. RefSeq names its product homeobox protein Hox-D13. The coding region runs from base 2721 to 3659 and encodes 312 amino acids. Gene Ontology annotation, biological process: regulation of transcription by RNA polymerase II. NCBI's taxonomy places the organism in Eukaryota, Metazoa, Chordata, Chondrichthyes, Orectolobiformes, Stegostomatidae. The record is from RefSeq and is a predicted model, not a curated record. The transcript has 2 exons. Gene Ontology annotation, molecular function: RNA polymerase II cis-regulatory region sequence-specific DNA binding; DNA-binding transcription factor activity, RNA polymerase II-specific.